CUUUUCCGCGAGAGCGCAGAGGGGCUCGCUUAAUACGCGUUGGGGGAAAGCGGACUAUAAAGACGGUGAUACCUUGGGGGGAAGCAUCCAGUAAAGUCUGGACUUUAACUAGAUCGUGAGAGACCUGGUAGACAUGAGAAUUUUGUUUCUCACGCUAUUAGCGGGGCUGCUAGCCUUGGCCGUGUGCGAGGAGAAGAGGAUUGCGUCAAGCGAAAAUGCCGAAGGCACGGAGAAGAAACAGGAUAAGCGCGGGUUGAGUCACGUCGAGGGAGAUUUCGGGGGACAACACGAGGGUGGUUACGGCGGCGGCGAUUACGAUGGCGGGGGCAGUUUUGAAGGAGGUCACGAUAUCGGCGGUGGAGACAUCGGCGGUGGAGAUAUCAGCGGUCACGAUAUCGGUGGAUAUGGCGGUGGUUACGGCGGUGGUGGUGGCGGGGGCGGGGGCGACGACGGGGGCAAAAUCAAACAGAUUACGAUUGUGAAGACCGAAAAAGUACCUUAUCCAGUUGAGAAGAAGGUUCAUUAUCCGGUGGAGAAGGAGGUACCGUAUCCUGUUAAAGUCCCGGUACCACAACCGUAUCCCGUCGAAAAGAAGAUACCGGUACCGGUAAAGGUAUUCGUGAAGGUGCCGGUUCAUAUACCGCAGCCAUAUCCCGUCGAAAAGAAGGUGCCCUAUCCUGUGCACGUACCAGUAGAGAGACCAGUGCCCUAUAAAGUAUACGUGCCCCAGCCGUAUCCGGUGGAGAAGAAAAUACCGUAUCCGGUAAAGGUACCAGUGCCGCAGCCAUUCCCGGUCGAAAAGCCCGUACCGUAUACCGUAAAGGUCCCCGUACACGUGCCGCAACCCUUCCCCGUGGAAAAGCCCGUACCGUAUCCGGUGACAGUGCCUGUCGAUCGACCUUAUCCAGUACACAUAGUUAAACCGUAUCCGGUCCCCGUCGAAAAGCCAGUGCCUGUUCCGGUAGAAAAGAAGGUACCCUAUCCGGUUAAAGUGCACGUAGAACGACCGGUAGCUGUACCUGUGGAGAAGCCCGUGCCCGUUCACGUUAAAGUACCGAUACCCGCGCCGUAUCCAGUGGAGAAACCGGUACCCGUCCCAGUCGAGAAACCUGUGCCCUACGCCGUAAAAGUGCCUAUCGAGCGACCCGUACCUGUUCACGUAACAAAGCCGGUGCCUGUAACGGUGCCCAAGGCGGUACCAUAUCCCGUAAAAGUGCCGGUGGCAGUACCAGUGUACGAUCACGGUUCUUCUGGGGGUGAUUAUGAGUCCAGCUUUGGAGGACACUCGGGAUAUUAGUUAAAAGCGUGACAGUGGAGGAUUUUUCGCUCGUUUCAGAGAAAAAUUAAUACAUGAAAGGAAAAAAAAAAAAAAAUACGUUAUGACGAUAUAAAUAUCUGUCUACUAAAUUUGUCACAGAAUUUAUUAAUUCGACUGAUCAACAUCUUGAUGAAAAUGUAUAUAUAUAUAGUGUAUAUAUUUGGAAAUUAGAUCAUUAUAUAAUAGAUUAAUUAGUAAGAAAAAAAAAAAUUCUCCACUGCAUCGCACGAGCGGACGUAUUGGCACCUAUUACGGAACACAUCUCGAUAAUAUUUUUUCUGGCAACAUUUGUCAACGCAUUGCGUCGAAGAGAAUAUAAUUGUAGAGAGUAAUGUGAUUUGUAACGCUGAGUUUUAACGGCUGAUUUUUCACUCGGGAGCGUUAACGAUGCGUUUCCUUUGCUCGACAAGCGCUCGAAUGCGAGCCCGCGAGCGAAGAAAACGCGGACGUAUUUAUUUUAUUAACUUAGCAAUGUCGGUCCACUCGCCGCGGAUUUCCCGACGAGGGGAAUGAGUUUGCAGAACAGUCGUUUUGCGUCGCGAAAGAUGAUUCCGGGUGCCACGAGUCCGCGUAGACAGCGCUCUAAUGAUUUUCUUAGAUAUAUUAUCGACACUUUAAUAACUGUCAGCGGAUGUUCUAUUGUGUGUUUUUUUCGACAUACGUAACAUGUAACAUAUGUUUUUUUAUAUACGUUGUACAAUGUCUUUCGCUUCUUUUUAAUAAAAAACCAAAGAGCAAAACGAUACAGUCUUGAGAAAAAUGUUUUCUAUUGUCAUAUUUUACAAGAAGCCCGAAUUGAGACUUGCGCUUGUUUUUAUAUGCUUGUCCUUCCUCAAUAAAUUUUACACUAUGCAAUUUACAA
Cataglyphis hispanica is the source of this 2180-nucleotide messenger RNA. RefSeq lists its product as uncharacterized. Bases 134 to 1297 code for a protein of 387 amino acids. The transcript has 2 exons. Lineage: Eukaryota; Metazoa; Arthropoda; Insecta; Hymenoptera; Formicidae. The record is from RefSeq and is a predicted model, not a curated record.